UACAAAACAACCUAACCUAACAAUUUUGAUACACCGAUCUUCGAUUAAAUAAUAUUAUAAUUAAUUUUAAAACUAUAAACCUUAAUGACAACGAUAUAACUUUUAACUUUAAAAAUGUUCUUUCGAAGUCUUCAAAAUAUCGGUAGUGCAGCCAUCAAACAAAAACGGUAUAUUCAAUCGAGCAGUACGUUAUUUAGCGAAGAAAGAGAGAAUCCAGUGUGGAGAACGAUCAGAAUAUUAGCCGAAGACUUGCAGUUCAGAAAACGCAAGUAUCCAGUAACACAAGAAGAUUACGAUUUAGUUGUUUCGAGGGAAUUUCCUCGACAUGUGGAUAUUGUAAUAAUAGGCGGUGGUGCAAUUGGCACUUCAAUAGCCUAUUGGAUCAAAAAGUUUACGAACUAUGAUGGAGUGAGCUUGAUUGUCCUAGACAAAGAUCCGACAGGCAAAAAAUGCACAACGGCCAUAUCGAUGGGCGCUAUGAAACAGCAAUACUCGUUGCCGGAGAACGUGGAAAUGGCCUGUUUCGGUGCCGAAUUCCUGAGGCAUUUCAAAAAGGAAUUCGGUGCCGAAGCAGAAAUAAAUUUAAAUCCUGCUGGAUAUUUGCAAUUGGCCAGCGAGGAAGGAGCCCAAUCAUUAAUCGAUAGCCUGAAAUUACAGAGCGAAUUCGACACCAGAUCAGUCCCCCUUAGCCCUGAAGAAAUAAAGCAAAAGUUUCCCUACAUAGAUGUAUCAGACAUAGCUGUUGGUAGUUUAAGUGCCGAAAAGCAAGGUUGGUUUAAUGCCUGGGAGGUUCUCACACAUUUAAGAAAAAAAGCUGCCAAAAUUGGAGCGCAGUUCUAUACUGCCGAGGCCGUAGAUUUCGUCGCUGAAAAGAGAAGUGAUAUCGUUAUUGAGGGCAUGCCACCCGGUUCUUAUCAAACUGUAAAUAAUCUUAAUGUUAAGCUGAUGAAUGAAACUAAAAUUAGAACGGUGCAGUUCUCGCAUUGUAUAAUCGCAGCAGGUCACGAAUCUGUGAAUAUUGCUAAAACUCUGGGAAUAGGUGUGGCGCCUGGAAUGUUGUCAGUUCCUUUACCCAUUGAAAAAAGAAAACGAUUCGUAUAUAGUUUUACAAGCGCUAGUCAUACUCCAGGUGUAAAUAGCCCAAUGAUUGAAGAUUUCACUGGAUUGAGUAUUAGAAGAGAAGGUUUCGGGGGUAUGUUUCUAGUAGGGGCAGCUCCUCAUCCCGAUGUUGCACCACCUAGUGAUAGUGAAGAGGAUAAAACGGCCUUUUUCAAUGAUGUUAUUUUACCCCGUUUGUCGGCAAGAAUUCCAUCAUUCAAGGACGCUAAGUUAACUGGAUCUUGGUCUGGUGAUUACGAGUUUAACUACUACGAUGGAAAUGGUAUUAUGGGAGCGCAUCCUUACUACAUGAACAUUCAUUUUGCGACAGGAUUUAGCGAUCAAGGAAUCCAGCAGGCGCCAGCUGUUGGAAGAGGUGUAGCCGAAUUAAUAUUAGACGGUGGUUUCCAGACUAUCGACCUUACUCGAUUAGGUUUCAAUAGAUUCAUCGUCGAGAAGCCCAUGUUUCAAGUUAAAGUUUCAUAACAAUUUUAUUUGUGUUGAUUAAUAUAUUUAUUUUGCGUUAGAUAUAAAAUUUAUACGAAAUAAAU
Molecule: messenger RNA, 1649 nt
Organism: Phyllotreta striolata
Lineage: Eukaryota; Metazoa; Arthropoda; Insecta; Coleoptera; Chrysomelidae
Source: the annotation of a GenBank genome assembly